Staurois parvus is the source of this 338-nucleotide messenger RNA. The record is from the annotation of a GenBank genome assembly. NCBI's taxonomy places the organism in Eukaryota, Metazoa, Chordata, Amphibia, Anura, Ranidae.
CAUCCAUGUCUUUGGGGACCUCUGAUCUCCUUAUGAACUCAACAUUCAUCUAGAAGACAUUUCCCGCACUCAAGGCACUAAUACACUUCCAGGGUUGUGUGGGACCCCUGAUGUACAGGAAGACAGGACUUCAGAGAGGAACAAUUCCCUCACUCAGGACAGGAAAGUGGCUUCUCCCCCGUGUGAGAUCUCUUAUGUCUGUAAAGAUUGGACUUAUCUGCAAAACAUUUCCCGCACUCAAUACAAAAGUAUGGCUUUUCCCCCGUGUGAGACCUUUGAUGUUUGACAAGCUUUGGUUUUUGUGCAAAACAUUUCCCGCACUCAGAACAGAAAUAUGG